Molecule: messenger RNA, 2424 nt
Organism: Protopolystoma xenopodis
Lineage: Eukaryota; Metazoa; Platyhelminthes; Monogenea; Polystomatidea; Polystomatidae
Source: the annotation of a GenBank genome assembly
AUGACAGAUUCACAAAAAAUAGAGUAUAAUCUGCCGGUCGACCGACAGCCUGGCUUUCGAUCCUGCGGGUCUCGGACACAUGAUCUCUCUGCAUGCUCAAAGUUCGCUCAAAUUUCACUGCCCACCUCCAGUUCGACAUGUGACUCACCCUGUCCUGACUACCUUUCACUCGGAUUGGCUACCGGCCUUAGUGGCUCUACAUCGCAGGCAUCAGCGAGUGCUGCGGCUGCCGCAGCAGCGGCCGCAGUUGCUUGUUUGGCCACCUACUCAUCAAGCAAUUCGCAGACAGAGUCAGCCACCAGUGUGCCUUCAGCCGCAGCGGCGGCGGCAGCUGCAGCUUGUUUCAACAAUCAUUUAUCCUAUCCUUCCUCCUGGUACUCAGAUGGACUUCAAGCCACCUCAACGCCACUGUUAGGAUGGACAGACAUUGGUGAGGCAAUGAACUCUGCUUCAACGCCCAGACUGCUCAGCACCGAUUGCACAACAUCCACGAAUGAGGCGUCUGCCGAAGGUACAGGAGGUAGUUAUACAGGUCGCUACUUGGCGAGUGUCUUAGAGCUGGACGGUCAAUACACAUAUUCUUCUACUGGGCAGUGCUUAUGCCCAUCUGGUCCCAACUACCAUCCGAAUGAGGGUUGCACUAAUAGCAAAGUAAUCUCUAAUGCCAAUCUUCUGCCUCCAAUCUGUCCGCCCACAGAUCACGGCUGCUACAGUCCACUUGAUCGAGAUGUCGGUGAGUUCGGCCAGGUUCGAAAUAGCUCCACUUCCCUCAGUAUGGAUGUAACCAAUAUUGGAUCCUUUGGUAUCAACGGUAGUAGUAGUAGUAGUAGUAGUAGUAGUAGUAGUAGUAGUGAUAGUAUUAGUAGUAGCAUUGGCAGUGGUGACAGUCACGAUGGUGCUAAUGAUGUCUACUUAUCCUUCUCCCGGACUCGCCUCGGCCACCCUUACGUUAUGUGCUCCGGCCAGCCUACUUCUCUUGGAAACAAUUGUUACUCGAUAGCUGGCCAGCCCCAAUCUCCCAACUACUCAAGUUACCAGUUGGGAACAGGCACGGCUUGGCCACUUCCCACUAAGCUGCGUUCGGCUUGGAUGCCAGAUAGAGAGGAGGUGGCUUCAGUGAUGAUCGGCAGCGACGCCAGUCCUGACAUCUCCACGCUAACAGGCUGCCAUAACCUCGGUUUGGACUACGCCAACUACGCCAAAGCAGCAUUUAACUACUAUUAUUCACCAGCAGCCAGCAAUUAUCUGUCCUCAGGUGGUACUCAUGAAGAGACUUCAGUAGCGAUGAGGCAUUUUGACAACUAUUACACACAGAGAUCCUCACAUUCACCAUCUCAAGACACACACCAUAAUGUCAGCUACCAACAACAUCCUUCUCUCCCUCUUCCGAAUGCGCGUUCUGGUUCCCACGUUGCCACCAAUUCCAUAGCAAACAGUUAUCGUUCAAAUCAUAACCCUCCUCAUAGCGCUCAACUGCAUCAAGAAAAUGAAAAAGGGAUCCACCAAGUUCAACGUGCCCAAAACCCUUCCAGUCCUGUUUUCUCUCACUCAUUCACAGAAUUUCACUGUCCCCACGCCUCGCAGGCUGAAUGCCCCAAUUACAUUUUCCAAGACUUCCAUGCUCCCCAGAGUCAGGCAGCCAUGGACAGAGAGAGAGCUAAGACAAGUGGUAUCUAUACAUCAGCGUUAAUGACAACACCUACUAUUGCCUCAUCUGGAAACUGCAUCCGCACUGGGAAAAGAGGUGAUACACUUUGUAUAAGAGGCCAGGACUAUGAAGAUGUGGGAGAAGAGGAAGAUAAUUAUGGAGAAGAGGAGGAAAAAAGGAAUGCCCCGAAACGCAGAAGAAAGCUCAAGCAAGUCGAGAGUAGGGGAAAAGACGAUAAAAGAGAACCUGCUGCAGCCAGUGCUGUGGUGAUGGCUGCGGCUACAGGCUUCAUUUUAACAGAUAGCCCGACCACAAAUCGCAUCCUUCAGCCUAAGCCAGGAGUAUUAAAUCAAAAUAACUCUGGCGAGACUGAGAAAUCAGACUUACUGACUCCAGUUACUUUGGGUCCGGAGGAGGCUCAGUCUUAUACCUUUAGAGCCUCUGAAAGACGUCUUGAGCCCAUGCCAGCCUUGGAUCCCGAGUUCUGUUCGCUGGAUUCGGCAUAUGGUCGUGGUUCUCCUACUGAAAAGAUGUCUGCGAAGCCUUGUUUUGAGGGUGGGAGUUACCAGUACGAUGCAGUAGAAGAGAGCCUUAUCACCUCUUCUAUCAACAUGGCGUGUGCUCGAGUCAUAGAAGCAAAUCAGUUGGCGGUCAAAACGGACUCGAAUGAAAUACUGCUGCGACUACGAGAGGUGCAGGAGCGAGAGGGUAGCCCGUUGUUUCGUUAUCCACAGAUCUGUCCUGAAACUGGAUUGGCCUUUCCUGGAUGCACUUAG